Aricia agestis (brown argus) is the source of this 939-nucleotide messenger RNA. RefSeq names its product polyprenol reductase-like. Gene Ontology annotation, biological process: dolichol-linked oligosaccharide biosynthetic process; polyprenol catabolic process. The record is from RefSeq and is a predicted model, not a curated record. Bases 25 to 939 code for a protein of 304 amino acids. Lineage: Eukaryota; Metazoa; Arthropoda; Insecta; Lepidoptera; Lycaenidae. Gene Ontology annotation, cellular component: endoplasmic reticulum. The transcript is spliced from 4 exons. Gene Ontology annotation, molecular function: 3-oxo-5-alpha-steroid 4-dehydrogenase activity.
ACAUUUUUUAGUAAAAAGUAAAAAAUGUUAAACGUAUUGGAUACAAUAUUUCUGAUUUUUCUUGUAUUGGUUAUUUUCAUUGACCAGUUGCUGCAGAAAUAUGAAAAUAUCAUACCGGUGUUAUCGAAAUGUUUUAAAUAUGGCAACUUUGCAUAUCGGGGGAAAGGGGCAGAAUAUCUAAGUGUGAUCGAAAUACCGAAAUCCACGUAUCUUCAUUUCUACUUGUGUGCUGUGGUUUUCGGAGGGACGCUUUUUUUAUACGCCAUUGGAGUUUAUUUUUUAAAUUUUCCGGUUAAUCGCUACUUGUCUUCGAUACUGCAUUUCCUCUGCCAGAAGAAUGAACCAUCAGUUUCAGUGGCGGCAGCUUUGCUGACACUGCUACUCAUAUUGCUCCAAACUUCGAGACGCUACUAUGAAACCAGCUGCCUGCAGGUCUUUUCAAAAUCCGCCAAAAUCAACAUCAUCCAUUACUUAGUCGGGCAUGUGCACUACUGUGGAAUAAUUUUGACAUCUAUUGGAGGAGCUCCCCUGUUUUGUGGUAAUCAAGACAGAGAAAAAAUAAACUGGAUUGAUGGCAGAACGACUGUCGUGGCUCUUCCGUGCAUCGCCAUUUUCCUCUGGGCCUGGCAAGAACAAUACCAAAGCAACGUCAUACUUGCCAACCUGAGAAAAGACAAGAAGUCAGGAGAAGUAGUCACGGAAAAGUACAAGGUUCCAAUGGGACGAAUGUUCAACUACGUCUCAAGCCCGCACAGAUUCUGCGAAAUUGUUCUCUACUUGGUUUAUUUUGUUCUCAUACCUACGAAGACGUAUUUCAUUAUUUUCCUAUGGGUUCUCGGUAAUCAGGUUUUGGGUGCUAAAUACACGAAUGAUUGGUACAAAAAUACUUUUAAAGAGUUUCCAAAAGACAAGAAGGCAAUAAUUCCAGGGAUUUUUUGA